Molecule: messenger RNA, 1572 nt
Organism: Diplodia corticola
Lineage: Eukaryota; Fungi; Ascomycota; Dothideomycetes; Botryosphaeriales; Botryosphaeriaceae
Product: gpi transamidase component pig-s
Exons: 1
Coding region: 1-1572 (523 amino acids)
Source: RefSeq, a predicted model, not a curated record
AUGCGCCCGUCGACACUGAAGAAGCUCUCCGCCAUCUGCAUCGUGUCGGCCGCAGUCCCCGUAGCCUCCGCCCUCGCCGUCGCCAGAGAUGCAACAGGCCUGCUCCGCCGGGCGGAUGCGGCCGUCUGCGGCGGCGAUUCCUCACUUUCGCAGUGCGGCAGCAACUUCCCCAGCGCCUUCUGCUGCCCCUCGAGCACCACCUGCACCGCCCUCAACGACGACAACGGCUCCGGCGGCGAGGCCACUUCUGUGAUAUGCUGUCCCGAGGGCCAGGACUGCAAGUUCAUCCGGCCCAUCACGUGCGACAUCAACCAACAGAACGCCACUCUGCACCCUUCGAACGCCAUCCACACGACGAACCUCACGGCAACCCUGGAAACGUGUGGAUCGGAAUGCUGCCCGCUGGGAUACAAGUGUCAAAGCGGCCUCUGCGCCAUGAUCUCCGCCAGUGACACCAGUGGAUCGUCGACCACUUCGGCCGCCCCCUCGACCACUUCCAUUUCAACUCCGACCGGUGGAUCCGUCACCUCUGGCUUGGGCCCCUCGGAAACCUCCACGACGGCCACCCCGUUGAGCGAAAAGCAUGGAGGCGGCACUAACAAGGGUGCCAUCGCCGGUGGAGUCAUCGGUGGCAUCGCCAUCGGCGUCCUCCUCGCUGCCCUGGGCAUAUGGUGUUGGAAGAGGCGCCAGACUCAAGAAACGAAGUCUCGUUACAGCGGUGACUUCGGCCCUGUCUCCCGCACCGUCAGCGACCCAAUCUACAACCCCGCGCUCGGUGCACGCACCGAGUUCCUGCGUCGUGAUGCCGCUAGCCCACCAGGCAACGCGAGCAUCGACCACACCCUUCUCGGAUCACCCUUCUCUCCGAUGAAGGAGAUCAACAAGGUAGACGGCCUCGGGCGAAACGGCACAAUGACUACCACGACCACGUCGCACUCGUCGGGAAGUGCGACGCCCCUCAACCCAUAUGGAUACGCUCGUCCGAACGUCCCCAAGCGCAGCCCAAGCAAGCCGUACGGCAGUCUUACGUCCGGCCCUGGCGGCGGUAUGGCCGCGGCUUCGCCAAAGUCUCCUCGCAUCCGCGGCCUGUUCUCGCGGCCGUCAAAGUCCAACCUGAGCGAGCAUCCGAUGCCACCACCGCCACCAAUGGCAUCGGGCGCGGUCAGCCCCAGUGUAUACACGCCGACGCCCGCGCCCCGUGGGCCCCAGAGACAUCGAAGCAGCUCCACAGCUCGUCAACCAAUGGGUCCGACACGCAAUUUCAGCCUCGGUCCACGUCGCUCGCAAAGCUUGUCGGGCCAUGUUGAGCUGAGCCGCGAGCGUCCACGGACAGGCUCUACGGAGACGAUUGAUGUGCUUAUGACUGGCUCGAAUCAGCCGAGCGGCAUGGGUUUCCUGGCGCCGCCGCCGGGCAUCCGCGUGCCUGGCGAGCGUCCGCUGACGAGCGAUACCACGUUCACGCGGCUGAUGGAGAAUGCUGGCUAUGGCCGAGAGACUCGCGACCACGUCAACGGGUGGGGUAACAUGGGAGUGGCCGGCCACGCCGCGGAUUCCCCAAGGAAUAGGAUAUAG